GUUGGAAGCACUGAGUAACGGAACCACAUCAAGAGUGCCAUGGAUGGAGCAGUUGCGUCGGAGCUUCUGGCGAAGCUGACACAAAACCUUCAGCAGCCGGACUUGAAUGUCAAUAGGCAGCUGAUUCACAAAGGAGACCGAGAUGUGAACUUGGUCGACUUUUCGCUGUUGCAGGAUGUACCUUGAUGAAUUGAUUAAUGAAACUUUGAACUGGGCGAAAUCAGAUAUCCCCUUCAGCCGUGCCGUCGCAUCGCUGACGGGCCUAGCAGUUGCUGACUGGGUUGGAGCUGCACUGGAGUUCCUGGAGGUGAGAGAUGAACCUGGCGAGAGCAGGUGGGAUCAUGAAUCCUUCACCUGGCAGAAUCCCAACAGAAACGAGAUUGAGCGAGGCAUUCUACAACCUGGACAGUGGACAGAUGAUACAUCCAUGGCGCUAUGCCUGGCUGAUUCGCUGAUUGUUCAUGGCAAAGUGGACGGAUCAGAUGUGCGACUGAGAUUUUGGUGCUGGAUCGGCGAGGGCAUGAACAACCCCUUCCGCUUGGACAAAGAUCGAAGCGAUCGUCGAAGUUUUGGCUUGGGUUUCAACACAGCAAAGUCUUUAAUGGUAUUGAGGCCUUCGGAAAUCAUCGCACCAGAAUACAUCAAUCCUGGCAGCAGUGAUUCUGGCAAUGGCGGUCUGAUGCGUUUAGCACCUGUGGCAAUCUUCUAUCACUACGACCUAGAGAUGGCUUUGGAUGCAGCUGCGAGAUCCAGCCUUACUACACAUCCAGGUGCUUUGGCCACUGAAACUGCCAAGUACCUGGCCUUUUUGCUACACACGGCGAUCAAUCGGCCAAAGGAGGACGAGCGGACUGCCAGAGACUUCCUGAUUCAGACAAGCUCAGCCUAUGCUGCUCGUUUGGAUUCCCUUGGGAGCACCGAUCCAGACACUACAGCAGCAAUUGCAGAGGUUCGUGCGCUAGCCACCAGCAGCAAGGAGGGUGCGCUGGAGAGAUGUUGGAAUUGGCAACUGCCUAGCCUUGAGCUCUUGGAAACUUUCAGGGCCCGCGGAGAGAAGUACAAUGGGCAUCCAGUGUCACGGUGCUAUGCUGGCAGCUAUUGCAUGGAUGGCUUGGCCAUGGCACUGCAUGCGGUUUCCAGCACUGAUUGCUUUGACCGCGCAGUGGAGAAGGCCGUCAAUUUCCUGGGUGAUGCUGACACUGUGGGUGCCAUCGCAGGUCAAAUCGCAGGGGCCUUCUACGGCAUUUCUGGUAUCGAUGAACGCUAUUUGAAUGCUCUGAACACAUGGGACCGUGGUGAGAUCGCCUGCAGAGCUGCCAUUUGUUACCUAAAGGGUGUGGCACUUCACCAUGGCUCAAAAUGGCGGAACUGGUAG
Messenger RNA from Cladocopium goreaui, 1375 nucleotides. NCBI's taxonomy places the organism in Eukaryota, Dinophyceae, Suessiales, Symbiodiniaceae. The record is from the annotation of a GenBank genome assembly.